Molecule: messenger RNA, 819 nt
Organism: Capsella rubella
Lineage: Eukaryota; Viridiplantae; Streptophyta; Magnoliopsida; Brassicales; Brassicaceae
Product: cyclin-dependent protein kinase inhibitor SMR6
Exons: 1
Coding region: 224-574 (116 amino acids)
Biological process (GO): regulation of DNA endoreduplication
Source: RefSeq, a predicted model, not a curated record
UCGGACAUAUACACACAGAAUACUAUUUUUUGACUAUUUAAAUCCUCUCUUUCUCAUCAUUUUUGCUUUCAAAGCAAAACAAAAAACAAAACAAACAAAAAAAAACCAAAUCUUUCUCUCUUUCCAACGAACACAAGUCUCUGUUUUUUGUAUCUCUCUGUUUUUGUAUGGUUUUUACUCUGUUUUUUUCUUGAUUGUUGAGUUUAGUUGAAGAGAGAAGAAGAUGGGGUUUUCGAAGAAAUCUCAAUACGAAGGAGGUUUAGAAUCCGACGGGAAGAAAUGGGUUAUCGCCGGAAUCUCGAUUCGUGCGACGUUGAAACCGGUGAAGACGAAACUACUCAGACCGCCGCCGGAGAUAGAAGCCGAAGUUGAAGAAGAUUACUACAACGAAGAGGAAGAAUGUUCCACGACGACGACGACACCGACAGCGAAAGAAGCGAAGAUACCGGAGAAACUUAAAUGUCCACCGGCGCCGAGGAAACGACGACCGGCGUUGAAAUGUCGGAGUAACGCUGUUACAGAGUUCUUUACUCCUCCGGAUGAUUUAGAGACGGUGUUUAUACGACGUCGUUAGAAAUAGUUACCAAAAAAAUGGAAUUAGUGAGUUUAUUAUAUAGUUUCUCUAAUCACAAACCAUAUUGAAAACUUUGGGUUAUUAAUUUAGACGUAAGACAUAUAUUUGUAAUGAUUUCUUUUUUUAGUUAACAGAGAGUUUUUUGGAUUUCAGAUCUCAGUUUGUUUAUUUUCUUUCUUCUUGUUGUUGUACAAGAGAUGUAGAAACUAGUGAUGAUAAUGAGAAGCUUCUAAAUUAGAGCCUUA